Asterias rubens (European starfish) is the source of this 4528-nucleotide messenger RNA. Its product is annotated as zinc finger protein 91-like. Gene Ontology annotation, molecular function: RNA polymerase II cis-regulatory region sequence-specific DNA binding; DNA-binding transcription activator activity, RNA polymerase II-specific. The record is from RefSeq and is a predicted model, not a curated record. Bases 132 to 4151 code for a protein of 1339 amino acids. NCBI's taxonomy places the organism in Eukaryota, Metazoa, Echinodermata, Asteroidea, Forcipulatida, Asteriidae. Gene Ontology annotation, biological process: regulation of transcription by RNA polymerase II. The transcript is spliced from 5 exons. Gene Ontology annotation, cellular component: nucleus.
UCCGUGCAUAAUGCAAUGUAAUGGAUUUGCUUUAUAGCCGAGGGCUUGCUGUGGAAAAAUCUACUGAAAAGGAUGUGGUUUGAUGUGACUUUCCUUUGAUGUAGAGAGGGGCACCCACAGACGACCCAGAGAUGAUGUCUAUUCUGGAAACAGUGAUUUCCCCAUCACCAGUUGUAGAUGAUGAUGCACUUACAGCAGGCAUCCAUCCGAUUGAAGGGAACACACAAGGGGUAUCAGAUGGAGUAUUUUCUGAGACAUUUGAUGACAAGAAUCCUUCGGAGGAGAGUGACGUAGCAUUUAUCUCCUCUAGUGAAGUGACCGAAUCUGAAGAAGGAAGCAAUCAUGUAGAACUAGAAGCCCUGGUCGAGACUAGCAAACCAAAGGAAGACUUUACACCAAGUACACUAUGUGUCAACCCAUCCAUCUUGCAAAAUGGUGAAGAGUCUUUGAUCACCCUUGAAGGUGCCCCUCCUCUCAGCCCCUCACAUGGUGAUGAUGAAGUCAGCAAGACGAGGGAUACUACACAAACUGGGGUCAAUGAUAAUGAUGAAUCCAUUCCAAGCCGCUCAGAAUCUUCAGUCGGGCAGACUAGCCUUGUUAAAUGCCCAGACAUCUCUAGCGCUUCAUCAACAGAAGCACAGAUGGGUACUACAGUCGAAGUACAGGCUACCCUGUUACAAGAUGGACCUCCUGCACAAGGCCCUCAUCCCAAUCAGGAAUCGACCAAGGUAGAGGAGCAUUCCCUGAAAUGCCCCGAGUGUGACUUAACGUUCGCCAAUGCUAUAUCCUUGAAUGCACAUCAGCUGACGCAUAAAGCCGACAGCCAGUUUGUGUGUGGUAUAUGCGGCAAGGGCUUCAACACCGAGAGCUUAUUGAGCCGUCACUUCAUAACGCAUUCCGAGAGCCGUCGUUACACCUGUACGCACUGCGGUAGGAUUUUCAGAAACAUCCUGAGUUUCCAGAAACAUGAGAAGCUCCACACUGUAGGGAAGGUCUUCACAUGUAAAGACUGUGGAAAGGCCUUCCGACAUAAGCAUAUCCUACAGAAGCAUCGGUAUAGUCACCGGAAAAAAGUCCGCAUCGAGUACGCGUGCGAACAUUGCAGUGAAUGCUUCUCAACCAUUAAGGAACUACAGCGACAUGAACGCUUUGACCAUGUUAGGAAAGACAAGGGCAACCAGUUCAAACGUCUCCACAAUUGUAAGGAAUGUGGUGAGAGCUUCCAGAGAAGCAGCCAGCUCAAAGAGCACCUCAAGAUUCACGCCGUCCAGAAGCAGAACUUCUGUAAUGAUUGCGGAAGGGGUUACGCUUCGUCAACAGCUCUUCUGAAUCAUCGCUGCUUCCGUGCCAGGAAGACCUCGUUUGCAUGUAAAGAGUGCGGGAGGCGGUUCACGAGUAAACAAGAUGUGUUGGACCAUGAGAGGAUGCACGAGAACGAGAGAGAGUUUGACUGCGAGUUGUGCCCCAAGAGCUUCAACUCUGAGUCUGAGCUCGACGACCACACAGCUGUCCACAGACAACCAAAUAGCUUCAAAUGUAGACAUUGUGAUAAGUGCUUCAAGAAGAAGGGAUUCCUGACCAAUCAUGAGAAGUCACACAAAACAAAAAAGCUCAGAACACAAAAAGUAGGCAAAUCAAAACCGCGGGAACCAGCUCAUAAUCACAUCAUCAGAGAUUUGGAUAAGAAAACGUCGGAGCAACAACAUGAAUCGGUUUUUAUCGAAUCGGAGGGAGUCUACAAAUGCAAAGACUGUGGGAAGACAUUUAAGCAGAAGGGUCAAACGAUUAACCACCAAAGAAAAGAGACCAACCAGCGGACGUUUGUCUGCACCCAGUGCCCCAAUACCUACAUCACCAGUGCUCAUCUGAAGGCUCACGUGCUCACUCAUUCUAAGAAUGCAGAGAAGAAAUGCGAAGGAUGCGGGAGGGAGUUCAACUACAAGAGCAACCUGACAAGCCAUCAGAGACAAUGUCCCCAAAUGGCCGGCAAGAGGAGUGCUGUAACGAACCAUCGUAGGAGGUACAAUCACCAAGCCAAAUCAACAACGUCUGAUGGGAUCGACAAUGGAUCAAAGACGCCACAUAAUGGAGAUACGGAAGAGGAGACAACCCAGGAUGAUACUUUAAGAAACUCACAUGAUGAGAUGAAACAUGUGAGUUAUUAUAAUAAGGAAAUGAGAAUGUACGAAUGCAAGGACUGCGGACAGACUUUCAAGCAAAAGGGCCAAACUGUAUACCACCAGAGGAAGGUCAGUAACGAGCGCCUCUUUGUUUGCAAAGUAUGCAAGAAGGCCUUCCUAACAAGCCCCCAUCUCAAGGCCCAUGAGCUUGUGCACACCACAGAGAAACCACUCUGCUGCGCUGGCUGCGGGAAACGAUUCAACUACAAGUGCAAUCUGAAGACCCAUCAGAGGAACGGAUGCGUCGGCUUGAACCCCGAAGGUGAGCCGGCACUCUCCAAGAUGAAACUGUUUAAGUGCGAGGAGUGCGGGAAGGAGUUCAAGCUGAAAUUGUACUUUGAUAAGCACCAGAAGAUGCACGAACACAAAAGACUCCAGCAAGAGGCCGGGGAAGUUGUGUCUGACCUUGACGAAAUGGGUAGACGCAAAGAGCACCUGUCCGAUUACAAUGAAGAAGACGGAACGUACAAGUGUCGGGACUGUGGGUUACUUUUCAAGCAGUCUGGACAGGCACUGUAUCAUGUCAGGAAGUAUAGCAACGAGAGGAGAUUUGUCUGCAAGGUUUGCCCCAAGAGCUUCCUGACCAGUGCUCAUCUGAAGAGUCACAUCAUGUCCCACACUAAAGAGAAACCAUACAAAUGCUGGUACUGCGGCAAAGGUUUUAAUCACAACUCUAACCGGAAGUACCACCAGAGGAUAUCGUGCAAUGAGAGACCAGCCCCGGGAGAAGGCAGCCGACCUGAAGAGGAGAGCUCCCCUGAGAGCAGUAAGGGUCAGGACGAGGUUAAGAAGCCAAUCGAGUGUGUCGUUUGUAACAAGCAGUUUAAGUUAUCCCAUAGCUGGAAGGUCCACAUGAGGGUCCAUACACGGGAGCAGCCCUUCCUCUGUGAGUACUGUGGUAAGGCUUUCCGCUGUCGGAGCAACCUCUAUGUCCAUCGAAACAGCCACACCAAAGAGAGGCCGUUCUUGUGCAACUACUGCGGUAAAAACUUUGCGCAGUUAUCACAUGUCCGAGUCCACGAAGCAAUCCACAGUACAGAGAAGCCCUACAAGUGUGAGAUAUGUGACAAGAGUUUCAACCAGGAGUUUUAUCUGAAGCGGCAUAAAGUCAUGCACACGGAUGAUCGGCCGUUUUCAUGCUCCUGCGGGAAAUCCUUUAAGUACAGAGGAAGUUUAGUAUCACAUAAGGCAACACACAGCCCAAAGAGACCUUACAGCUGUCACCUGUGUGAGAAAGCCUUCAAGCAGAGCUGCCACCUCAAAGUCCACAUCCUGACGCACGGCGAAACGAAACCGUACAAGUGUGACAAAUGCCAGAAGGCGUUCAUUCGUAAGAAUCAGCUAAGCCGCCACCAGAGAAGCCACAGCGACGAGCGGUGUUACGCCUGCCCAGUGUGCGGGAAGGACUUCAAGCACAGCUCCAGUAUGAAACGACACCAGGAACGCAAACACAAGGAGAACGUGGAGAUGAGCGUCGACACCGCAACACAAGAAGCGCAGCCCGUGUAUGAUAGCUUACCAUUCCCGCAAACCCCAACAGAGAAGGACGACAUGCCUGUUGCGAAACCCAAGACACAGUGGCCUGCUCCCGUGCUUGAUGGCAGAGCGAACCUAGAUCAGGGUAGUCAGAUGAACAUAGGCGGGCAGAUCGAGGCAAGUAAUGUGUCAGCCCAGCGUGUAGAUAACAGGGUACUAACUCAGAUGGAUGGAACAAGGAUGACCAGUCAGCCGGUCGACUGCAGAAUGACCAACCAACCAAUAGACUACAGGGUGUCCCCACAGAUGCCUGACGGUCGGAUCCAGGCAUCCCAAUCCCUUGUCUCGGGUCAUUUGGGACUAUCUGGUCAUCCGGUUUACUCUGAGGCUCAAUAUAUACAAGGUCCAGAGUUUGCGUCAGUCCACCUGCCACAUAUCGGUACGUUUGACUUCAGGACUAACACAACCGGUAAUGUAGAUUACACUGUACUGUAAAUGUUUACACGUAUGUUUUAAGGCUAAGGUCUCAUCCAGCGCAAUUACCCAGGGCGGUUUAGCAGGACUAGAAAGAAAUUGGGAAAUAACUGGACUUUUUUACUGAACCAGAUUAUUUAUUGAAAAGACCAGAGUCAACAUGUACAUGCGAACUGUUUUAUUAAAAAAAACAGCAAGACUAUGAGAACAUUUAUCUCAUAAUUUUGUCAUUUAUGGGCAAGUAUUCUCUGAUACUCAGCAGAAUUGAAAGGUAAUACUUGAGCAUCUUUUUGUUAUGGCCUUGCUCAAGUGUAAAUUUUAAGCCUUGGUUUAAAGGCAGUGGACACUAUUGGUAAUUACGUAGUGGGGAGAGGUUGAUAGUAUAAAACAUUGUGAGA